Molecule: messenger RNA, 3351 nt
Organism: Parnassius apollo (apollo)
Lineage: Eukaryota; Metazoa; Arthropoda; Insecta; Lepidoptera; Papilionidae
Source: the annotation of a GenBank genome assembly
AUGAAAUUAUUAGUUUCAUUUAGACAAUACUUUAGAACGAAACGUCAUUCCAAAUGCGAGAAAAUAACAAAGAUGGCUGAAGAACAGGAGGUGUGUCAGAUAGAGUUGCUGUGCAAACAGCUGUAUGAGUCCCAGGACCCCAUCAUUAGAGAGCAAGCUGAGAAGGCAGUUGUCGGCUUUCAGGAAUCUCCGGACACUCUCAGCAAAUGCCAAGCUCUGUUGGAACGUGCCGAUUCCAGUUACUCACAGCUAUUGGCGGCCACAACGCUCGCUAAGCUCAUUAGCAGAUCGACAACAAGUCUAUCAGUGCAGCAGCGGUUGGACAUCAGAAACUAUGUCCUUAACUAUCUCGCGACUCGGCCAAAACUGGCCAGUUUCGUCGUGCAGUCAUUGGUGUCGCUAUUCGCACGGAUCACCAAACUGGGCUGGUUCGACAUGGUCAAGGGGGAAUAUGUUUUCCACAAUGUCAUGAACGACAUCUCCAGCUUCUUACAGGGUCCGGCAGAGAUGUGCACUAUAGGUGUGCAACUUCUGUCGCAACUGGUGCUGGAAAUGAAUCAGGUGUCCGAGGCAGAUGCCAGUCGAUCGCUUUCCAAGCACAGGAAGAUUGCUUCAUCAUUUAGAGAUACGCAAUUGUUUGAGAUGUUCCGUCUGGCCUGCUCAUUACUGAGUGCGGCUCGGGGCAAGACACUGGACUUGGCAGAUAGCGGACAGCAGGCUUUGUUGGCCGGACUGCUCAGACUCGCGCACAGUUGUCUCACGUUCGAUUUCAUUGGAACAACCAGCGAUGAGUCCUCAGACGAUCUUUGUACAGUGCAGAUCCCGACGUCGUGGCGGCCGACGUUCCUGGAGCCGUCGACGCUGGAGCUGUUCUUCGAGCUGCAGUGCAGCACGGGCGGCGCGCUGUCGGCGCUGGCGCUGGCCUGUCUGGUGCAGCUGGCGUCCGUGCGCCGCAGCCUGUUCAGCAACAGCGAGCGCGCCAAGUUCCUGGACCGCCUGGCGGCCGGCGUGCUGCGCAUACUGGACAACACGCAGGGUCUCUCAGAGCCAGCGAACUACCAUGAGUUCUGCCGGCUUCUAGCGCGGCUUAAGUCCAAUUACCAGCUGGGCGAGCUGGUCAUGGUGGAAAACUAUCCGCGCCUCAUCGAACUUGUCGCCAAGUUCACCGUCCAGAGUCUUCAGAUGUGGCAAUUUGCCCCGAACUCGGUCCACUAUCUCCUAUCGCUAUGGCAACGUAUGGUAGCCUCCGUGCCGUAUGUGAAAGCAACGGAACCCCACCAGCUGGAGACGUACGCCCCAGGAGUCACCGCUGCCUACAUCAACUCCAGGCUCGACUCUGUUGCCGUUGUUAUCAGGGAAGGUCUGGAGGACCCGCUGGACGACACGGGCACGGUGCAGCAGCAGCUGGAGCAGCUGUCGGUGAUCGGGCGCUGCGAGUACGCCAAGACCUGCCAGCUGCUGGUGGCGCACUUCGACCGCGCGGCCGCAGAGUACAGCGUGGAGCAGCGGGCCCACCAUCUGCCCGUGCUGCAAGGUCAACUUACGUGGUUAGUGUACAUAAUCGGGGCGGCGAUUGGCGGCAGAGCCUCGGUGAUAACGUGCGAUGAAAAUGACGCAAUGGACGGGGAGUUGGUCUGCCGGGUGCUCCAGCUCAUGGACCUCACGGACUCCAGAUUGUCGAGGGGCGGCUGCGAGAAGCUGGAGCUUGCGAUGAUGUCAUUUUUCGAGCAGUUCCGCAAGAUAUACGUGGGGGAGCAGGUGCAGAAGAACAGCAAAGUGUACCGCCGCCUGUCUGAAGUGCUGGGCCUGAACGACGAGAGCCAGCUGCUCAGCGUUCUCAUGAGGAAGAUAAUCACAAAUCUGAAGUACUGGGGCAGUUCGGAGCAGAUCAUAUCGAAGACGCUCGGUCUGCUCAGCGACUUAAGUGGAGGCUACGCCUGCGUGAGGAAGCUGGUGAAGCUGGAGGAAGUGCAGUUCAUGUUGACGCAUCACACUGCCGAGCACUUCCCAUUCCUGGGAAUCUCCGGCGUGGGCACGUCGGAGAUGCGCUGCCGCACCAAGCUGUACACUGCGCUGGGACGUCUCCUCAUGGUGGAGCUGGGAGAAGACGAGGAGCGGUUCCACGCCUUCAUGAUGCCGCUCACCGCGGCAUUCGAAAGCAUAAUCGGACUCCUGGGUCCACCAGAAAAUCCCCUGUUCGCUUCGGAAGAUGCGAAGAAGACCCUCAUCGGGUUGGCGCGUGACUUGCGAGGUUUGGCAUUCGCUUUCAACGCGAAGACGACGUAUAUGAUGCUCUUUGAUUGGAUCUACCCAGUAUACAUGAAAGUGUUGCUUCGAGGACUGGAGGCUUGGUACUCCGAACCGGCCGUGACCACACCUCUACUGAAGUUAGCGGCCGAACUGGCACAGAACAGGAAUCAACGGCUGCACUUCGACGUCUCCUCGCCCAACGGGAUUCUGUUGUUCAGGGAGCUCUCCAGCAUCAUCUGUGCUUACGGCAGUAGAAUACUGACCAUAGACGUGAGCAAGAAGCAAAUGUACCCGAUGAAGCUGAAAGGUAUCUCCCUCUGCUUUUCAAUACUGAAGGCCGCGCUCUGCGGGAACUACGCGAACUUCGGUGUUUUCAGGUUAUAUGGUGACGAAGCAUUAGACAACGCACUGAAUAUGUUCGUGAAACUGUUGCUCAGUAUACCACAGAAUGAUCUCCUGGAGUACCCGAAGCUGUCGCAGACAUACUACGUGCUGCUGGAGCGGCUCGCGCAGGAUCACAUGCCGUUCCUGGCCUCGCUGCAGCCCGACGCCACGCUCUACAUCCUGGCCUCCGUCUCCGAGGGACUCACCGCCUUGGACACGAGUGUGUGUACGGGCUGCUGUGCGACCCUGGACCAUAUAGUCACGUACCUGUUUAAGCAAUUAGUUCAGAAAUCGAGCAACAAGGUGACGAACCCACGUCAGGCUCCCCCGGAGACUAGCAACAUGUUCGUGGAGGUGCUGCAGCGGAGACCGGAGAUCAUGCAGCAGCUCCUCGCCACUGUGCUGAACGUGAUAAUGUUCGAGGAAUGCUGCAACCAGUGGUCGAUGUCGCGGCCGCUGCUGGGGCUGGUGCUGCUCAACGAGGAGCACUUCGGGCGACUGCGGGCCGAGCUGAUCGCGCGCCAGCCGCACGACAAGCAGCCGCAGCUCGCACACUGGUUCAACGGGCUCAUGGCCGGCAUCGAGCCCAACCUGCUAACCAAGAACAGGGACCGAUUCACACAAAACCUGUCAAUGUUCCGGCGCGACAUCAACGAUCUGCUGAAGGGCACCAGCGUCAGUUCACCGCCUUCUAACAACGACAUGAUGACGUCAUAA